Molecule: messenger RNA, 1008 nt
Organism: Mercurialis annua (annual mercury)
Lineage: Eukaryota; Viridiplantae; Streptophyta; Magnoliopsida; Malpighiales; Euphorbiaceae
Exons: 5
Coding region: 1-1008 (335 amino acids)
Source: RefSeq, a predicted model, not a curated record
AUGCGGCCGAAUGUCCAUUUUGUUUUUGUUUCCGAUCAGCUUAUUGCACUCCUUCUGGGAUACAUUGUCGGUGCUUUCACAGCAUGGGCAUUGCUACGCAAGGAGAAGAGGCAGCCCUCCUCUGUCAUAGAGGCACCUCUACCGCCAGUGGUGGAGGAGGAUGAUUUUCAUCUUGAGGGGUCAUUCUCUUCCAUAGGGGAGGAGGAUGAUUUUCAGCUGGAGGGGUCAUCAUUCUUGUCCAUAGAGGCACAACUAUUAAAGGAAUAUGAUUUUCAGCCUGACAGAGAGGCGGAGCUAUCAGAAGAAGACGAUUUUCAGUCUGACAGAGAGGCGGAGCUAUCAGAGGAAGACGAUUUUCAGUCUGACAAAGAGGCGGAGCUAUCAGAGAAAGAUGAUUUUCAUCUUACAGAGAGGCAGAGCUACCAGAAGAAGAGGAUUUUCAGCCUGACUGAGACGCAGAUCUAUCAGAAGAAGAUUCAGCCUGACAGAGAGGCAGAGCUACCAGAGGAAGAUGAUUUUGUGGACACAGAAGCACGGCUGCCGCCGGUAGAUAAAGAUGCGUGGAAGAAGACACUGCCUCCGGGGUAUGAUUUUCAGCUGGAGGGGUCAUCAUUCUUGUCCAUAGAGGCACAACUAUUAAAGGAAUAUGAUUUUCAGCCUGACAGAGAGGCGGAGCUAUCAGAAGAAGACGAUUUUCUUUCUGACAGAGAGGCAAAGCUAUCAGAGGAAGACGAUUUUCAGUCUGACAAAGAGGCGGAGCUAUCAGAAGAGGCAGAGCUACCGGAAGAAGAGGAUUUUCAGCCUGAUAGAGAGGCAGAGCUACCAGAAGAAGAUGAUUUUCAGCCUGACAGAGAGGCAGAGCUACCAGAGGAAGAUGAUUUUGUGGACACAGAAGCACGGCUGCCGCCGGUAGAUAAAGAUGCGUGGAAGAAGACACUGCCUCCGGGGUAUGAGGGUUUUCUUCACGUGUACGAGAAAUACUAUGAACAGAUUGACUCUGUGGUGUGA